AUGUUCCAGUCCGACUCUCCCUACUCGGGCGGUGUCUUUUUCCUGUCGAUCACCUUCCCGACCGACUACCCGUUCAAGCCGCCGAAGGUGUCCUUCUCGACGAAGAUCUACCACCCGAACAUCAACGCCAACGGCAGCAUCUGCCUGGAUAUCCUCAGGGACCAGUGGAGCCCUGCGCUGACCAUCUCCAAGGUCCUGCUCUCCAUCUGCUCCAUGCUGACGGACCCGAACCCCGACGAUCCGCUGGUGCCCGACAUUGCGCACCUGUACAAGACGGACCGGCCGGCGUACGAAAACACCGCCCGCGAGUGGACCAGGAAGUAG
Messenger RNA from Malassezia japonica, 324 nucleotides. RefSeq names its product E2 ubiquitin-conjugating enzyme (gene UBC1). Gene Ontology annotation, biological process: protein polyubiquitination. The transcript has 3 exons. Gene Ontology annotation, cellular component: nucleus. Gene Ontology annotation, molecular function: ubiquitin conjugating enzyme activity. Lineage: Eukaryota; Fungi; Basidiomycota; Malasseziomycetes; Malasseziales; Malasseziaceae. The coding region runs from base 1 to 324 and encodes 107 amino acids. The record is from RefSeq and is a predicted model, not a curated record.